AACGAACCAGCUAUAAAUUUGUAUCAUAAACUAUUUGGAUUACGCCGCUUCAAAGUUUGCCUAGAUCGACUUCGACUCCUGGCGUGCCAAACUUCCUUGAAUCUUCAAUGGAGCUUUUCAGUUUGUCACAAAUCGAACACAGGCGAAGCAGCGGCUGCGUAAGUCAGCGGCGAGCUGUAGGCGAAAGGAGCUGCGAGCGGAGCGGCGGCAUACUUGGCGAAGACUGGAGCAGCAGCAAUCACUGGUGCAGUGGCGAUGCCAUUGUAGUUGCGGGCAAACACCUGGCUGCUGGUAGCAGUCACAUAAGGAGCUGGAGCUGCAACCACUGCAGCAGGAGCAGCAGCUACAAUUGGAGCGCUAUAAGCCAACUGCUCGCCCAGGAGAAAACCCGGCUUGGCAGAAGCACAGGCGAUGAUUGCGAGGAUAACAAUGGUCGUUGUCAUCUUUGCCAUCUUCGUCUGUGCUGCAGCUGGGACUGGUCUUUUUGAGGGGCAGUUAACUUAUACUGCUCCAACUGUGGCUGCUACUCCGGAUGCAGCUGUCGUAACUCCUGCCCCAUGUGCGACUGCAACCGGUAGCCAGCUGUUUGCUUGUGACUAUAAUGUCAUCGCUCCUGAACCAGUGGUUGCUGCUGCUCCUGGGAUUCAGUUCUGGUUUUGGAAUAUGGAGAAAAAAUAAUAUAAAUAUGAAAAUCAUUAAA
Drosophila montana is the source of this 700-nucleotide messenger RNA. RefSeq lists its product as uncharacterized. NCBI's taxonomy places the organism in Eukaryota, Metazoa, Arthropoda, Insecta, Diptera, Drosophilidae. Bases 108 to 488 code for a protein of 126 amino acids. The transcript has 3 exons. The record is from RefSeq and is a predicted model, not a curated record.